Molecule: messenger RNA, 240 nt
Organism: Colletotrichum aenigma
Lineage: Eukaryota; Fungi; Ascomycota; Sordariomycetes; Glomerellales; Glomerellaceae
Exons: 2
Coding region: 1-240 (79 amino acids)
Source: RefSeq, a predicted model, not a curated record
AUGCAUGCGAAAAGCAUCGCCUUCUCCCGCCUUCACACCCUCUCCGUCUUCACGCACCAGCGCCCGCCUACGUGCCCCCAUGUCUUACGUCCAUCCCCGCGGCAGAAAGAGACUCCUUCGGCGCAGACACGCUCAACGCCACGGCCUGUAAGCUCCCGCAUCGAGGCCUCGACUCGGCUUGGGGCUAGUCACUGGCACUCGAUAGUGCUUCGCGGGAAUCAUCGCAAUCUCGCUCCCUAA